GGUGGGGUGAGACCUGACUGGACAGGACAAGGGUGACCGGUAGUGUGAGGUCCCCAGGAGCGGAGGGUACAGGAUAGAGUAUCAUUAGGGUAACAGUAGAGAACGUGGUCCACUGGUUCAGAACUGGACACUUCAUAACAUGGCUUCCUAGAGAGGACACUGGAGGGAAUGAAGGAGGAAAAUCCAUUGGAUGAUGAUGCAGCUGACCCGCGUGUUUGCCUUAUCUGUGGAGACCGUGCCACAGGCCUGCACUAUGGCAUCAUCUCCUGCGAGGGCUGCAAGGGCUUCUUCAAGCGCAGCAUCUGCAACAAGCGCGUGUACCGCUGCAGCCGGGACAAGAACUGCGAAAUGUCGCGCAAGCAACGCAACCGCUGCCAAUACUGCCGUCUGCUCAAGUGUCUACAGAUGGGAAUGAACCGCAAAGCAAUCAGGGAAGAUGGGAUGCCAGGAGGGAGAAACAAAAGCAUUGGGCCUGUCCAGAUCACAGAUGAAGAGAUUGAGCGGAUCAUGUCGGGACAGGAGUUCAAGGAGGAAGCCAGUCUCCCGGAGCACACCUGGAGCAACAACGGUGACAGUAGUGACCACAGUUCUCCUAGCAACGGCGCCUCCGAGGGCAACCAGCCAUCACCUGCUUCCACUCUAUCAUCCAAUCGUUCUAUAGAGAUGAAUGGCGGCUACACGGCUGCUGUCAGGGACCAGUAUAUCAACACCCCCAUGAACACCCCCUACCAGCUGCUACCUCACCUCUUUAGCUACGCUGCCCAGUCAGGCCUGCUGGCCCCCCAGCCCUGCAGCCUCUACCCCCAGUCACACCCCCUGGUGCUGCAGCUAGUAGCUGCAGAGGACCUGACUCCACUGGCCACCCCCAUGCUGAUAGAGGACGGGUACAAGGUGACUCAGGUGGAGUUGUUUGCACUGCUGUGUCGUCUGGCCGACGAGCUGCUGUUCCGUCAGAUCUCGUGGAUCAAGAAGCUGCCAUUCUUCUGUGAGCUGUCCAUCGAGGACUACACCUGUUUACUCAGCUCCACCUGGCAGGAGCUGAUCCUGCUGUCCUGCCUCACCAUCUACAGCGCACAGAUCUUUGGAGACCUGGCCGACGUCACCGCAAAGUACACUCCCUCUGAUGAGGAGCUGCAGGGGUUCAGUGAGGAUAGCAUGGAGGUGAUGGAGAGGUUGAUCUAUCUGUUCCGCAAGUUCCACCAGUUGAAGGUCAGCAACGAGGAGUACGCCUGCAUGAAAGCCAUCAACUUCUUGAACCAAGAUAUCCGCGGUCUGACUAACGUCUCCCAGUUGGAGCAGCUGAACAAGCGUUACUGGUACAUGUGUCAGGACUACACUGAGUACAAGUACCCUCACCAGCCCAAACGCUUCCCUGAGAUCAUGAUGUGUCUGCCAGAGGUCCGUUUCAUGGCAGGGAAGCUGGUGAACGUUCCCCUGGAACAGCUCCCCCUCUUGUUCAAAGCAGUCUUGCACUCCUGCAAAUCCAGCUUCAUCAGCAACAGGACAGGAAGUUCCCCCUGUCUGACUACUAUGGGUACCUGCCCCGGGAACUGAGUCCCGCCCCCCUGGCCUCAGGACCGUCCCUUUACAAGGAUCUUGCCUGGGGGGUGGGGCAAGGGACUGGUCCUCCUUCCUGUGAAUGUGACAAGCAACUUUUGUUCUCUAUAUAUUUAUUACACGACAGAGCUGAAUGUAUGCUGAUUUACGCUGUGCACAUGCUUCUGUACAAACUAAAUGCACAUAGAUGCAUUGGUCUUUGGAGUUUACAAGUGUGUAUCCGAUUGCUCAACGUGUCGGUGUUGCCAUUGUUAGAACUAGAUUUUAAAGAUGUAUUUUAUUCGGAAUGGGGGCGGGUAUAAAUGUGUUGACAAGUGUUUUGAGACUACCUCAGGAAGAUGUUGUUGCUAUUUUCAGGUACCUUUUUCUCGCUGUUUUGAAAUGAAGAGGUUGCCCAGUCUAAAUCAAAUCCCUGUAAAUGCUGUAAACUCCUGAAUCAUAGAUGAUAAGUAGGCCUUUACCAUGACAUUGACCAAAGGCAUUUCUGCAUAUUAAUUUGAACCAAAGAUAGAAUAGCAUUCACCCCUGCAAUCAACAAAUGAAUGUCCUGAAUUUCCCACUGCUACUGGUGUAUUUUCCCACUUCUUGUAGUAUUUUUGUACACUCUUUCAUACAUAAUCCAUAAACAGACAUCGUGUAGGGAUGGGCUGGUCAAUGUAACAUUCCUAGUCUUUCAAUGAGGUGAAAUUUAGUGGGAUUGUGGGAUCUUCAUAGAAAACAAGCAUACGGGUAUUUUCUACAAUCAUAGACUGCGGAGCAAAUGUAAUUCCAUGGGGUAGGGGAAGUUUAUUAGCUUUAAUGAUUAAUGUUUUUGACCAAAGUGUUAUGCAAAGCUUUUUCAAGCACCACCCAUAGAAGGGUGAUAAGCCGAUAGCUCAAUGUAAUGAUUUCUUAUCAAUGAAGGACCAGGAUAAGAAAUGAAUCAAUCUGUGUCGGAGCUGAAGGGGAGACCUUCUGCUGGCCAGACAGACAGACAGACAGUGUAGCUCGUUCUCAUCCUAACCCCUAAUGCUGAGACACCACAGACAAGGGCCCCACUGUCUUCUCUCCUAGUUCCUGUUGCACCCAUCUAUUCCUCCAGACAUACAACCCAUCUUGGCUUUCAGCCCUCCACUGAUACUUCCUUGCCCAAACCUGAGCAUCUGCACAUGCUCACUGGGUUGGUGAUCCGAUCCGCACAGUUAGGCUACAAGGAAAUGCUGGCUUGUUCAUUUUUACUACUACGUCUGUAGACAGUGUUGGGUUUAGAAUGCUCAGGAGAGUUGGAGACAUUAGGGGCGUGUCUAUUAAUCUGGUCUGGGUUGACAGACUAGAGGUUACUUCUGGCUUGCACACAUUGUUUAAAAAAGCUAUACAGAGAAAUAGGUUCUUUAUUUUUUAAGUAUGAGACGAUAAUUUCAACCAGCCGUUAACCGUUUCAUAACAACCAUUGUUUAAAACUUUGGAGCAAUGCAGUCCUUGCAAUGACUCUCUUUUAUGCAUGCUGUGGUGAGGCAGGAGACAUUCUUUGACCAUGACCUUGGCAAAGUGCCCACCCCGCAUGCUCCUCUCUCUCAGGUCCUUGUGGACCGGUAUUUAAACAGGGUAAAGUGAGUGUUAUGUAUUGCAUUCAGGAGUUACUCAGUGAUCACUAUGCUGAUGUACUUCUAGGAUUCGUAGUUGUAGGAUUCUGGACAUUGUAGGUCCUUUUAGAAAGUGUUUUAUUUUUCAACAAUUUUUCUGUUUUAUGAAAGUGGAUGUGGUUUAAGGGCAUGUUUUAAGACUUGCAGAACAGAUUUAACUGUUGCUCCCAGUUCAGUGUUUAGCUUGUUUGGCUGAAGGUGGUCAGAGACGGGACAGAAAUCAGUAAGGCCAGAGAGGUCCCUUUUUCACUCUGAGCAUAACCAAGAUAACCUCAACCAACAGGUGGGCUUACUAUCGCUGCCUCCAUCACUAGGACUACCAUCUCAUGCCCUCAACCACGCUUUGAAUACUUUCACCAAUGCAGUGUUCUUUGUUUCAGUAGUUUCAAUUAGCCACCUUUCCAUGUUUUGUUUUUAUACAUUUCAUGUAUUUUUUUGUUUUGGAGUGAAAAAGACCCCUAUCAUUUGUUUUAUUUUGAAAUCUUUCUGAUGGAUGUUGGAUGUGAUUCUAUCAACUUGAUGUCACAGUUCCAAAGGAAUAUAAUGUUUAUGGUAUUGAUAUUACAAUUCUAAAGUGUUUACGGAUUGAUAACUUUUACUACUACCAAAAACACUGAUUUGAUGAAUAGAAUGAUAUCUGCAGACAGUGAAUUAAGCGAUGGCAGGCAACUGUGAAACCGGUAAAUAUAUAUCCAUAUUUAUGCAUGAUCUUUCCAUAUGCAAAGACUUUACUGUAUUCCCCAGUGUCCUUUGGGACAGAAGUGAUAAGGUUUCACCUCAGAUAUUAGAAGGGAGUCACACACUGUGGCUUCCUACUUUUCUUUGAGUUUACCAUCAGUAAACAAAGCAGAGAACAUUGAGGUGUUCCAGUAAUGGUGGGGAGCAGCCAGCCACUGGUCUGGGGGACUCAGUACACAUGGCACGCCUAAACUCAGGGAUCAGAACUUCUUAGGGGACAUGUGUGUGAGACCCUAGCCCAGUGCUGCUUCCCCCCUACAGUGUCACUUUGGCUAUCAUACGUGAAUAUAGAGACCCUUAGUGACAGAUUCUUACUUGCAGUGGCUUUUAAAAUCUAACAUCACAUUGCUACCUUACAACCACCUCUGUUUGCCACUUUCAUGUUUUGAAAUACAUGUAUUACAAUCUCAUUAUUAUUAUUCUUUUUUUCUAGAAUGUGUUUUCACCGAUAAUGGAUAUGUCAUUUGCAAUUUCUAUACUGAAACUACCUCUUUUUUGUGUCAUCACGUAUCUUACUUUAACACAGGUAAUGCUUUUUAAAAUCAUAUUCAUGGGUUUCAAUAGCUAGGUUUCCAUCCAACUGGCAACAGAUUUUCAUGCAAAUAUUAAAAAAUCUGCAUGAAGACAAUAUGCACAUUUUCCCACCAGUGGUGUUUCCACCAAACAGACUUGUUACAGUAGUGCAAAGAAAAUGUAAUUUUUCGCUUAAGUUUUCAUGUACCAAAUGAAAAUCUAAUGUUCAAUGUGUUUCCAUCGCAUUUUCAACAGUACGGAUAGUUUUGUCACAAAUACUGUUGCGUUAAAUAGCAGAUGUUCAUACUCUGGCCUUGGCAUGUGCGCUCAAGCCAACAGCUCGUACAUACAGUGUAGGAAGGCUGUGCAGGUAGGCUAGUCUACAUGAUGAGAUUAUUAUGGUAUUUGUCAAACGGCAGUGAAGCAUCGCUCAUCAUGUCACCAGAAUAAGACCCUCAAUAUUUAUUGGAAAGGAGCAUCAUGCUCAUCACCUUUAACAUUCACUACCCUGUGAAGUUCAUCAUGUUAUUUAAUCUGUAGGCUAAUAAACUGCAUGCUUUCCCGAGUCGUAGUGUGAG
This is a messenger RNA of Coregonus clupeaformis (lake whitefish), 5008 nucleotides long. RefSeq names its product nuclear receptor subfamily 6 group A member 1-A-like. The record is from RefSeq and is a predicted model, not a curated record. Gene Ontology annotation, molecular function: sequence-specific DNA binding; zinc ion binding; DNA-binding transcription factor activity. The transcript is spliced from 9 exons. Gene Ontology annotation, biological process: regulation of DNA-templated transcription. Lineage: Eukaryota; Metazoa; Chordata; Actinopteri; Salmoniformes; Salmonidae. Bases 169 to 1554 code for a protein of 461 amino acids.